GGUUCAAAAAUGGUUUCAGUGCUGUUUGAGCUCCAUCUGCAAACCGCUGGAACGAUGAGGUCGCCGUGCGCGGUGCUGAGCGCAUCCCUGCUGCUGCUGCUGCUGCUGCUGUGGGCCCGCUCGUCAGUGGGCUGCAACAAGGCACUGUGCGCCAGCGACGUCAGCAAGUGCCUCAUCCAGGAGCUGUGUCAGUGCCGCCCAGGGGAAGGGAACUGUUCCUGCUGCAAGGAGUGCAUGCUCUGCCUUGGCACGCUUUGGGAUGAGUGCUGUGACUGUGUUGGUAUGUGCAACCCUCGCAAUUACAGUGACACACCUCCAACAUCCAAGAGCACUGUGGAGGAGUUGCAUGAACCAAUUCCUUCGCUUUUCCGAGCGCUCACAGAAGGGGAUACUCAGCUGAACUGGAAUAUUGUUUCCUUCCCUGUGGCAGAAGAAUUGUCUCAUCACGAGAACUUAGUUUCCUUUUUAGAAACAGUGAACCAGCCACAGCAUCAGAACGUCUCCGUUCCAAGCAACAACAUCCACGCACCUUACUCUAGUGACAAAGAACACAUGUGUACUGUGGUGUAUUUUGAUGACUGCAUGUCAAUACAUCAGUGCAAGAUCUCUUGCGAGUCCAUGGGAGCAUCCAAAUACCGAUGGUUUCACAACGCCUGCUGUGAGUGUAUUGGGCCAGAGUGCAUCGACUAUGGCAGUAAAACUGUAAAAUGUAUGAACUGUAUGUUUUGAAGCAGAAAAAUUGUAAUACAGUAAUAUGGAGGCCAAAGUAAUCCCUCUCAGUUAAAGAGAAGCGGAUUGGAAAUCUUGCAUUUUGGUGGCGUGCCUAAUGGUUGCAAUUAAAUGGAGCUGGUUGAAAAAAGAUGUAUAAAAUUUGAAACUUGUUUUUUUAAAUCCAUGCAAGCAAGGCUAACUUGUAGAAUUUUCAACAUUAUGUUUUAUUUUUCUUCUGCUCAAAUGGUACAGCCGUGCUCAUCCUUGCUGUUCUGAUUGUUUUCUUUUGAUUUGAUACUAUUGACUAUAUUGGUUUUCAGAAUAUAAUGCAAUAUCUUGUAGUUUAGAGUAGGGAAAACUUAAGAAUAUGGUAUUGAGUUUCUCAUCAUCAAAGUUCAACAAAUAAAUGAGUGGAUACCGAGCUGCAAGGAGAGAGUUCUUGAGGUGCCCGGUCUUCGUGGUUUGCUUGUUUGUUUGUUUUUUAACUUUAUUGCCCUCUAGUUUCCAAGCUUAGCCUUCUAUUGUGAAAAUGUUAUUUGAGGAGAAAGAACAAUUAAUGCUUCAAGUCUAAAUCAUGGGCUGUCAUGGAUAAAAUCCUGACUUCUUAGAAGGGCUGCCCUACAAAAUGCGGAGUGUAUUGGGACGCUUCUCCUACCAGUUUUAUUUGCCAUGUUCUUUCACAUACAUUAAGAACUGAAAAAAUCUUUUCAGUCUUCACUGAGAGACCAAAGCAAGGCUAUUAGGUGCAGUUGCAUCUCCUCCCUUUUGCACUGUUCUCUAGGUUCACUUAGUCUUUGAACAUUCAGUGCAGUAAAGGGAACGUGACGUUUUAUUUUGAAUAUAACAAAUAAAUGAGAAAACAAAAAAAAGCAUGAACUAGCAAGUGCUACAGGGUUAUCAGCUGAACAGUUGGCAGCAGAUGCGUUCACAUUUAGUAGUUUGCUAUGAAUAUUUAUUCCAAAACAUAAGUCUUACUUUUGUUUUCCCAUGAGAUGUCAUCGCCAAAGAAGGGAAGAUGUGCCCCCAGAGGCAGAAAUCGGAUGUUCUGAGCACAGGACCCUGUCCAUUUUUCUAAGAAAGAAUUUUAGUAUGUUGACAGUUGCGUGGCAAUUCUAUGCUCCAAUUAAGACUCCAUUGAUAAUGGUACUAAGUGCAAAAAAUGAAGUGUAUGAGUAGUUAAUGAUCAGCUUUUGGUAUUUAUAAUGAUGUGUUUUUUAAUGCCUUGACUUUUUUAUGCAUAUAUGCAUAUAUCUGUAUGCACACACAAAAAAAAGAAUUUGCCUAUUCAUGUUUCUCUCACUGCCCUCCGUCUAGAGGGAUUAAACUGUUUUCUAGUCACACCUGAAUAUCUGUACCAUGUACAAAUGAAAGCAGUCAUUUUAAAUAUAUUUUCUUGAAAGGGUUUCCUGAAUGCAUUUUUAUUUUCUCUCAUUAUACAGCUCUUUCAACAAGACAAAAUAAACAUAUAUAUUAAAUAUACUGUCGUGAAAUAAUGUUACUUUCUUCAAUCUCUUUUCUCAGCUGUAAAGAAGUACUUGAAAGAUAAACGUUUAUUGUUUUGAGCUAGUAGAUAAUGGAGUACCUGCAUACUUUAAACUUGCAAUUAAGUGAUAAAUCAUGGAUGUAAACAGAAGAACUUAGUUUUCAAUGAAGGAGCUGAUCUUUGAAUAUUUGGUGAUACGUAUUAUCUUUUCCUUGGUUUUCUUAAAAUGAAUGGAGGGGGAGAGUUUGUUAAAAGUGGCUGUGACUGCUUCUGGUUGGAGAAUGAUGCAUUAUUCUUCACCAGGAUAGGAAGUAGGCAGUAAGCAUUCCUCCAGGUCACUAGCACGGUUAAGAUCUUGCAGUUAAAUGAUUUGAAGCACUGUCUGAAUCUUUUGAGAGUAGAAGAUGGGCCUGAUGUUUCUGGUUAGGUGCCUGCUGUUCUCCAUCUGUGACACCAUUGACGUCACAGAAUUUCAAUGGGAGGUCAAGUCAGAGGAGCAGCACGGGUUGAGAGGACUCGCCUGGAACAUGCCUGGGGAACAGCAUAAAAAUGUAAAUACACUUGUCUGUGUAAUGGCCUGAGAGUAGGUAGCAAGGAUGCACACUUUCUGGGGCUUGCCUUAACUUUGUAAUUCUUGAUGCUGUCUAGAGUUUGCUGUAAGCGUUGCCUGUAUGCAAACGUCAUACAGUAACAGCAAUUGUAUUUUAUUAUGAUGAGUGUUUUGAGAGGUAUUUUAAUAAAAGGACAUUACUGUUUCA
This is a messenger RNA of Meleagris gallopavo (turkey), 2952 nucleotides long. NCBI's taxonomy places the organism in Eukaryota, Metazoa, Chordata, Aves, Galliformes, Phasianidae. The record is from RefSeq and is a predicted model, not a curated record.